AUGUUCUCCACAAUCUCGAGGUCAAUCUCCAGGCAUGCAGUGACAAGGGCAAGAACGAUAACAACGACGCCGAGGCGCCAUGCGGACCCAUGGCCUCUUCCGCACACGCCGCAGCACGUUGAAGCGACGAAAACACCGGAAGACGAGGCUAGGAUCCAACCUCUUCCCCGCCCCAACGAGUCCGAGUCAUCACUGCGAGCUCGCCUCGUCUACCAGUCAAGAAAGCGGGGGACUUUGGAGACCGAUCUUCUACUGAGCACCUUUGCGCAAGAGAACCUUGCCAAAAUGUCUGUGCCCGAGUUGAAGGAAUUUGACAAGCUUCUUGACGAGCCGGAUUGGGACAUCUACUAUUGGUGCACUGGGAAGAGGACACCCCCAGAACGUUGGGCAAAAUCAGAAUUGUUGGAGAAACUACGCGUCCAUGCUCAGAACGAGGGCAAGGUUGUUCGCCGAAUGCCAGAUCUGUCAUAAAUACACAAACCGCAAACAGCAGCACCUCAGUACAAUCUCAUCCUUAUAAUCUAAUACAACCUACCCAAUCCUAGUCCAUGUAUUGAUUUCGUGGCUGCCUCAGCCCUGCGCGCUUCGGCUCGUGAAAUCUGGUCGACGUCGUGGUGUGAGAAUGAAAUACCGUUUCCGAA
This is a messenger RNA of Coprinopsis cinerea okayama7#130, 641 nucleotides long. RefSeq names its product mitochondrial protein. The coding region runs from base 1 to 471 and encodes 156 amino acids. The record is from RefSeq and is a predicted model, not a curated record. Lineage: Eukaryota; Fungi; Basidiomycota; Agaricomycetes; Agaricales; Psathyrellaceae. Gene Ontology annotation, biological process: protein-FAD linkage; mitochondrial respiratory chain complex II assembly; mitochondrial electron transport, succinate to ubiquinone. Gene Ontology annotation, cellular component: mitochondrion. The transcript has 2 exons.